Messenger RNA from Homalodisca vitripennis (glassy-winged sharpshooter), 5114 nucleotides. RefSeq lists its product as uncharacterized. Bases 131 to 5041 code for a protein of 1636 amino acids. The record is from RefSeq and is a predicted model, not a curated record. Lineage: Eukaryota; Metazoa; Arthropoda; Insecta; Hemiptera; Cicadellidae. The transcript has 5 exons.
CAGUACAUAACACAUAGUCUACCACUUCAGUUUGCAUUAAACUCAAAAUUUUUAGUAAUACAUGUCCAUUGCAAGAAUGAUUUAACCACAUCCAUUUAUAGAUCCAUAAUUUCUGGAAAAAGAAAAAAAGAUGUAUAGACAACCAGUAAACACAGGCCGUAAACCAAGUUCAGAGAACUUCUGCUCCUCGAUUAUGCACAAAAUUAGGUGGAGAUCUCAGGAGCGCUAUCCUUCCGGUGACCAAGGCCAGCGCACUGCACAUUCCAAGAUGAAAUCAGCACAAGAGUACACACUACGUGGAAAUUCAGAUAAAUGCAACCAUGACGGUAAAAGAAUAAAAGACAUUAAGUACGUUGCUAAGAAGGUGAGAAGGGUGACGUCAUCAAUUCCACUUGUUAUUAGGAGUGGAGAGGCUUACGAGGUGGGGGUGGAAGGCUGUGAAUCAUGUACCUUGGGACGAGAGGGCUAUAAGAAGAUAUUGCAGUCCAUCAAAAUUAUAGAAAUACUAGUCGAUGGCGUCAUCGAAAAAGAACAAACCGACCUGCUGGAUAGUAAGGAGAUCGGCUUAGAUGACGGGUUUGGUGAGGGGGAUAAAAGUAAUUUGAAAAAAGGUUCCUCAUAUGACGAACAACCAUCACGUGAAAAGGAUGUUAACGUUGAGAAAGACGCCGUUGACCAUAAUCUCAAAUGCAUUCUAAUCAUGUUACAGAAGUGCAUUGGGGACACUCUUGUUCAAAUUUGUUACGUGAAGAGUAAGAACUUGACUGAUGACAAGAAAUACAGACACUUUAAUAUCCCCAUCAGUGAUCUCAAACUUUUGAAAUUUGAGUUUACAAACUUAACACAUAUAAUAAUACAACUAUUCAAAAAGAACGUAAAAGGAAGUAAGGUAGACGAGGAUAUGUGCGUCUUGUGUGUAAAGGAAAAACUGAUUGACUGCCAAGGAAGACUAGUGGAUGAAUUAAAAUCAGGAAGGAAUUUAAAGGUAGUUAUGAAAAACGGUAAAGCACGUGAAAAUGAACAGCCUUGCUGUUCCCGUGAAUACCCCCAUGUUCAUGCAGAGGCGGAGGGCAAUCCCAUCGUCCUGAAGUACUCUCUUCCUUUUCAAGUAAAUAAAACUCCAGAGAAAGAUGUUCCGCUUGACAAACCAACAACCAAACAAAAAACCACACCAAGUAAAUCUGGAAGUAAAAAUGUUUCUGACAUAAAGGAAUCACCGAAAGACUCUGAUGAAAAAGUACAAGAAAAUAAACCAGUUGAGAAUAAUUCUCAACCUAUAGAUUAUAGUACAACUGGGAAUACAAAUGGGCAACAAAAGAAAGAAAUUCCAAUCAACAAAAUAACCAAACCCAUACCUUACGACCAAUGGCCAGAUGAAGCUGGUGAUGAAACAGAGGUUAAAUCUGCAGAAAAGGUUGAAACAGAUCAUACAAUUCCUUUAGAAGGCGAUAAUCCGUUAGAGGUAGAAAAAGAUAGUAAAAUAGACUCUUCUAAUGUUAAUGACAUUCCAGAAAGACAAUCUCAAUGCAAAGACAUAGAUACAGUUAAAAACACUUCUAGUCCUGAAAACAUUAAUGAAACAAUUUCAGAUGCCGCUGAUGAAGUAGUAGACGACGAGCUGUACUGUGGCUGUAACUUUGACAAAGUUUUUGAAAAACUUAAAAUAAAAUUACCACCAACCAGUGACCGUGACUCCUUGUCAAAUUCCAGUGUGUCCACGGAUUCAUUUAAUACGAAUAGUUCAUAUAAAGACGUAGGAAAAAGGGGAAGAUCUAACAAAAAAGUUUCUUUUAUGGAUAACAAUAAAUUUUAUCCAAUUGAAGUUAAAAAUCCAAACACUGUAUUUGAUGUGGUACCAGAAGCGGUCUCUGGCGGUAAAGAAAAGGAUGAAGAAUUUAGCAACAAAACUCCGUUCGGUGAAACUACUAGAGAAGCUCCUGUAUACCUUACUGCAGUAGAUUCCAUUAUAUUAGCGAAACAGAGGCUCUCAUCAUGUGAGCAUGAACAUUCAGAAAUAAAAGACUUUCUUGAAGAUAAAGAAGUGGUUUGUGCGUUUAAACAAUUCAUCCCUACAUCUGAAUAUGUGGUUCACGUGGCAACUCAAGACAAAACUAACAUUCGAGAUAUACUACCUAAAUCAAGGACACAUAUGUCUAAGAGAAGUAAAAUUAUUGAAGACAUAUUGAAAGAUGUUGAUAGCAAUACCAUUCGUGAAUUGCAUACGGACCCUGAUUGCUACGGGGAAUAUGCGUUAAAAGAGUAUGGCAGUGAAUCAAAUCUUCCGAUAAGUACCAGUAUACGGUCUCUUCCUUUGGAUCAUGACGAUUUGAAUUCCAUAUCCGCUUUUUUGGGUAAAGAUAUGUCCCAAGCUGAGAUUAUGUUGGUAUCUGAUGAGGAUACGACCGAUCAGAUGUGUGUUUGGGAAACACAAUAUGACGAUCAGUCUACGGAAGAGAACAGAACGAAGUGGCUCCGAGCUUUUGCCGGAACAGAAAACCCGUCUCACCAUCUAUUCACCACACUGCCAGAGCCUCGUAGAGAACGUUCGUCUUUGCGAAGGUCCGUUGUGAAAGGAUAUAGAACCCGAGAAGUCCACCAAACAUUACCGACAAUCGCGGAAGAAGUUGCAUUCGUGGUUGAUGACGAGGAUUUUCACAUACCAUACGUUCCUAGUAUAUCGUCUUUACCAUUGAACGAGGUAGAGCUAAAUGAGCUUUUGAAAAAGAAACGUCCUUUGGCUAAACAUAAAACUAUGGAACUUAGAUAUUUUACAGUGGAAUUCCCUCAGACGGAUAAGAGUAAUAAGAGUAGUCCUCAGGAAAAUCAGAUCCUGAACAAUUCUAGUAGCUUCGAUGAAAACAAAAUACCCUCAAGUAAUGAAUCUUUUCAUUCCUGUUGCUCAAGUGUAAGUGAUCUAUGCACCGAUAUUGUUAGCAAAGAAUGUUUGAAAAAAGACAAACAAACCCUGUCUCCAUAUAAAGAAACAAACUCCACACUAAAAGCAGUAGAUGAAAUGAUAAUGCUGAACGCCAUAUUUUUAAGUGAUGGAUAUUUGGAAGACAAGAAAACACGUAGCUUGACAAAGAAUUCUCCACAAGAUAUUUAUAAGUUGGCAACAUAUAAUUUUGUUACAAACCGUCCGUGUAACAGUUUUGUAAGCAACGGUUCAGUAUUAAAUUUCAACCCUCGAAAACUAUCCUAUACAAUCAUUAAAGACAAUUAUUCCCAGUGUUGUGUAUCAACAACUGAUAAAGAUAAACCUUUAGUAACUACGACCAAUGUACAGAAAUACAACAGAGUUACUGAUGGUAUCAAUAGGUUUACGCAUUGUGAACGAAACACUCAUAAAUAUUCCAGUGAAAAAUUAAAUGACUCAAAUGAGAAAGACAGUAUUGAUUCAUCAAUUCAUUUCGAAAAAAAUAAGUCAUACACUAUAUUAAGAAACUCUGAUCCGUCAUCGCUUGACUACAAUAUUCCAAAUAUCGAUAAUUACAAAUUCACUUACUUAAGAAACUCAGCACGCUUAACUGACGCAAACCCAUAUCAACCUAAUAUAAAUCAAAAACAAGAAGUUUUGGACUCGGCUACCCCUUCGACAUUUAAUUCAUGUCCCAGGAUUAAUAGAUCGUACACAAUAAUAAACAGCAAAAACCAUACAAAUUUACCUCAUAUACUUUCACCAGCGGAACAUAGCAAUGAAAUUAUUAAACCAAACACAAUUACUAGAGAUACGUUAGACACUAAACGAGACUGUGUUGUGAAUGGUAAUAAUACUGAUCUAAUGCAUAAAGCAAAUAGUAAUCUAGUAAAAUUCACUCAGAGUAACGAAUGCAUGGCCGACGAUGAUAAAAAUAUUGCGCCAGAUGCGGUUGAAUGGUGUAGAGAGGAGUUGAACAAGGUCAUAAGUGAACAUUCUAAAUAUAUAAACAAAUCUCUUAGAAAAGAAAAUGUUUCUGGUGUAAAAGUGAAUUGUAUUUCUAAUGAUAACUUUUACAGCGCGCAAAGUACAGAAAUCUGCGAGAUUUCGGGGUACAAAGCAGAACAGAAUAUAGUACCAAACAUCAGAAGAUCGUCUUAUCCCCGAGUGCCAUUUAGUGACAAUGUGUGUAUAGAGGAAAGAAUAACUCCUCCACAAUCAAUAAUAUCAAAGCUUUGCGAACUACUUGAAACCGAAAAAGGAACAUUGAUGUCUUCAAUUAAAAAUCUUGAAACUUCAAAAAUGGCUGAGGGAGAUAUUAGUAUAAAAUUUGGUGAUUUUCAAUCAGUAGAGAAAAACCCAUUACAACUUGGCGAUGACGGUUCCAUAAACAAUAAAAAGGACUUUGGUUUUGAAAAACAAUACAUUAGCGUUAAGAAAUGUCCCAUAAACAAAACCGAUACAUGUAAAAUCAAAUUCGAACUAACCUUAGAUGAAAAAAGCCAUGUAAACGACCAGAAAGAGAAUAGUAAUACUAAAGACAAUUCCAAAACCAAUCUUUGCCAAAGUACUAAUUGUAAAAUGGAUCUAACAGAUGUUCGAGCAAACGUAGUAAGAGGACGUGAUACAUUAACGGAAGCUACUCAAAUCAUUGAAGCCAAAUGUUCCAGUUGUAGCUUCAUGAGUGACCGUCGUUCUGGUGAUCACACAAGUAAAGCUUGGUAUUUGUACGACGCCAGUGGUCUACCUUUGACUGAUAAUUCUGGCCGGCUUCUACGAAAGAAUAAUGGAGAGUUGCUCGUAGUUUGUGAUGCGGCAGGAAUUCCGAUCUCUGAUGCCGAUCGUAACCCGAUAUAUGAUGCAUAUGGUAGGUCUCCAGGCAACAGUCAGUUUAAUCCAUCAAAACCGUUGAGUAUAGACAUUUUAAAAACUUUAACAACAGCGGCUGGAAGUCCCAUAUCGGUGUAUGACAUAAAGGGGAGGCCCUUAACAAGUGUCAGUGGGACAAUGCUUUUUGACUGUACUGGAAGAGGAUUGAUACGAUAUGGGAGUCAUGGUAGCCCAAUAAGUGAUUUAAGCGGAAAACCUUUAUUUGAUGCAUACGGCCGACAGAUAACUGACUAGUAAAAAACUAAACGCUCUUUGUUUUUUUCCUGUGUUAGUACUUAAGUUAAUAAAUGUGAUUACAACAGUGAAA